Centruroides sculpturatus (bark scorpion) is the source of this 2277-nucleotide messenger RNA. RefSeq names its product ornithine decarboxylase-like. The record is from RefSeq and is a predicted model, not a curated record. Gene Ontology annotation, molecular function: ornithine decarboxylase activity. NCBI's taxonomy places the organism in Eukaryota, Metazoa, Arthropoda, Arachnida, Scorpiones, Buthidae. The transcript has 11 exons. The coding region runs from base 88 to 1350 and encodes 420 amino acids. Gene Ontology annotation, cellular component: cytoplasm.
UAUUAUCAAAGCCCGUGUAUUUAUACGUGCUCCGUACAUAAGAUUCCCGAUUCGUUCGGUACUUAUUGAAGAAUUGUCGAAAUUCCGAUGGAAACUUCUGCGUGUGCGGUGGAAAUAAUUACGGACAAAACUAUUUUGGAUAUAAUAACGGAUAUAACCGACGAUCCCGAGCAGGAGGAAGCGUUUUUUGUGGCCGAUCUCUCCCAAAUAAUACACAGAUUUAAAUUCUGGCAAACGAAAAUGGACGGAAUAAGACUGCUUUUCCCUCUUCGGUAUAACAACGAUCCUAAGGUGAUCGUCACGUUGGGUGCUCUAGGAGUGAAUUUCUCUUGUGCCAGCAAGAUGGAAAUUGAAAAUGUCUCGAGAGCGGGAAUCGAUCCUUCUCGUAUUUUCUACUGCAAUCGAUGUAAAUCCCCCAAGUCGCUAACAUUUGCUGCCGAAUGCGGGGUAAAAUGGCUGUUCUUCGACAAUAAAUAUGAAUUACAGAAAAUUAAACGUAUUCAUCCAGCAGCCGAAUUGAUUCUUCCCAUUGAUAUUUAUUCUUCCGGACCUAAAAUCGCUAUAAAAUCUGGCCACGUUGGUCUCGACCAAGUCUCUUCUUUACUACAAGAAGCCAAGGAUUUACAAUUACAAGUUGUUGGAGUCAGUUUUUAUAUAGAAAAUAUAGAAGAAGUCGAAGAAUUCACAAACGCCAUUUUAAUAUUAAAUCGUGUGUUUAGUACUGGAAAAAAUUUAGGAUUUAACUUCUACUUGCUUCAUCUUGAUACGGAAUUUCCUUCGAAAAUAAAGAAUUUGGAAAUCAAAUUUAACGAGAUAUCUUCUAUCAUCGGAGACGUUUUAGACCACCAUUUUCUACCAAGCAACGAAGUACAGAUCGUGGCAAAUCCGGGAAGAUUUCUUGUAUCUUCUUCCUUCGUAUUGUGCGCUAACAUUAUAGCCAAACGAGAAAUGGAAACAGCUACAGAAAAUGGGAAAAUGCUGAAAGAAUAUCAUUAUUACGUAAGCGACGGCAUCUUUGGAAGCUUCAGCGAUGUCAUUUAUUAUUACGAAACGACUUAUUAUCCAAUAGCAAUAAAGAGGAACCAUUCGAACACGGUUCAUCGAUCCGUGGUUUGGGGCCCAACGUGUUGUUCUAAGGACAAAAUAGUAGAAUGUUCGCUCCCCAACUUGUCGGUGGGGGAUUGGCUCAUGUUCCGCGACAUGGGCGCUUAUUCCUUCACUCGAAACACCAGUUUUAACGGGUUUAACACGCCCAAAGUUAAAUACAUUCUUCCUUUUCAAGCUUUAAAAUACCUCCAAAAUCUACCGAAUUGGAGUGAAAUUAGAAGACGUUUGAAUAUUUCAUUGUAAUUAUUUUUCCAGGGGAAAUCUACUUCUAAAUUUUUAUAUCGUUUAUUUCUUAAUAAAUUUUUUAUUAUUUGUGGUAUAUUAAACGAGUGAAAACAGCUUCCUAUAUACGGUAAAACCUGUCUAACACGGAACUUGAAUAAAACGGAAACCCGUCCAAAGCGGAAAAUUCUGAAGAAACGUCCCUGGGAAAAUUCAGAUCAAUGCUCUUUUAUGGAAAAUUGGCCCAUAUUUAGGGGUUAUUCGUGUAAUAUUGGGAAAUUGGUCCCUAUUUAACUGUUAAAGAUGUGAAGAAAAUCCGGAAAACUCCACGCGACCAGGCGCUAACCCAUGGUCAGUGUUCAGUGGUUUUAUCCACUGGGCAACUAGUGGGUUUGCUACUUAGAAGAGUCAAGAACUGUAAUAUUUAUAUUAAAAGUAUGUAAUAAACUACAUCAAUGAUAAAUGAGUUUAAUUCUUUUUUCAGUUUCUGCCUUUCAAUGACUUCGUUUUUUUUACUUACAAGAGAUUUCAACUACUUGUGGUCCCUUCGAAGGUACACUGAGCCAGGCCCGUACACUUAUUACUUUAUGCACGCAGUUAUUACUUUCCCGACUGUUAUACAAUGAUCCCUCCAACAUUUUUGGACUCAGAGGGUCUCGAAACGUUGAGAAAUGUAAAAAAAAUUCGGGGUUUUCUUCUGUAUGUAUGCAUAUUAGUGUGGGGGGGCAUGAUUUUGUUUGCCCAAUUCGAAGCUUAACUCCCGUGCCUUUUAUCGAAACUUUCUAAAAUUGUGCAUGGGAGGUUUGUUUAAGGAGAUCAAUGUCAUUAAAUUCCGUCGGUUACGGGUCAAGGGGUGGGGAAAUAAUGGGGGUCGCGUGUAUCUCCGUUGGGAUCGGACUUAAUGACGAUUUUACUGAUUAUUGGCAUUUACAAUUUUUAUAGAAACCC